AUGGGCUUCUUCGAUGCCCUCAAAGCCAAGUUUCCCAAGGCAGAUGUGCCCGACAACGCUGAGCAAAACACUGUGGUAAACACUGAAGACAAAAACAUGGCACCCGAUCACGACGCCCAUGUACAGUCUGGAGGUCGUACUUCAAAGCCCUCCAGUGAGAAAGCAAGCACCCUAGUAGACGAGCCUUUACGAGAUUCGACUCCCAAUCCUGACGCCGACAAAGAGCUCGCGAGCCGUGACACUCCCACGCCAGUUCACUACGCGGAAAUCAAUGGAGAGUCCACUCAGGAGUUGGCUCCCAAGGGAACAUUCGACAAGCCAACACAAGAAGAGAAAAAGGGGGAUAAUGAUGCCGAAACGCCAGUUGAUGAGGAGGAGUACCCAAACGCAUGGAAGUUGACGCUGAUCAGCAUUGCUCUCUGCCUAUGCGUAUUCUGCGUGGCAUUGGACAAUACGAUCAUUGCAACGGCAAUCCCCAAAAUCACUGAUCAAUUCAACUCCCUCGAAGAUGUCGGCUGGUAUGGAAGUUCUUACCUCCUGACCACAUGCGCCGUGUCCCUGAUGUUCGGCAAACUCUACACAUUCUACUCAAUCAAGUGGAUCUAUCUCAGCGCGCUCUGCAUUUUCGAAAUCGGCUCUCUCGUCUGCGCUGUCACCCCCACUUCGGUCGGACUCAUCUGCGGCCGAGCCAUCGCCGGACUUGGUGCUGCCGGUCUUUUCUCGGGCUCGAUCCUGAUCAUCAGCAAGAGUGUACCCCUGGUCAAGCGACCUAUGUACACGGGUAUCGUCGGCGCAAUGUUUGGCAUUGCCAACGUAGCCGGUCCUCUUAUGGGAGGCGCAUUCACCGACCACCUCACUUGGCGUUGGUGUUUCUACAUCAACUUGCCUUUCGGAGCAGUGACCUUCCUCUUCGUGUUCUUCUUCUUCCAAGCGCCCAAGGCGAUUCUCAAGAAGAAUACCUUCAAGGAACAGCUCAAGGAGCUAGACUUGAUCGGGACCUUCUUUUUCCUACCCUCUAUCAUCAGUUUGUUGCUCGCACUACAAUGGGGCGGUACCAAGUAUCCGUGGAGCAACGGACGUAUCAUUGGUCUAUUUGUGGUCUUCGGCGUUCUCGGUCUCAUCUUCAUUGGCAUCGAGAUCUGGGCCGGAGACCGCGCAACCGUUCCCCCGCGUCUGAUCAAGAACCGUAACGUUUGGGGUGCGUCAUGGUAUGCUCUUGCUAUCGGCGCUUCUUUCUUCGUCUUUACCUUCUAUCUCCCCAUCUGGUUCCAAUCAAUCAAGAAUGCAACAGCCUUGAAAUCCGGUAUUAUGAACCUGCCCACGAUCAUGGGAGUCGUGAUUGUCUCCAUCCUGUCUGGUGGCCUCGUCACCGCCUGCGGAUACUACACGCCCUUCAUGAUCGCCUCCUCCGUGAUCCUGACCAUCGGCGCAGGACUCCUGACAACUCUGGAGAUCGACUCAAACCACUCCAAGUGGAUCGGAUACCAGGCGGUCUUCGGUAUCGGUCUGGGUCUGGGCAUGCAGCAACCUAUGAUCGUCGCUCAGACCGCCCUCAAGGCUGAAGACAUACCCAGUGGCACUGCGAUCGUCAUGUUCGCACAGACCCUUGGUGGCGCUAUCUUCGUCUCCGUCGGACAGAACGUGUUCCAGAACCAGCUCGUCCAGAAUCUGGCUCACUAUGCGCCUGAAGAGGAUGCUGCGAAACUCAUCUCUGCUGGCGCUACUAUGCUCCGUAGUAUCGUUAGUGGUGAUGCCCUACACCAGGUCCUGAUUGCCUACAAUGCGGCUAUUGUGCAGACCUUCUACGUCGCUGUUGCUAUGGGUGCUUUGUCGCUCAUCGGGCCCAUCUUCGUUGAGUGGUUGUCUGUCAAGGGCAAGAAGGUCGAGGUGGUCCCUGUCUAA
Molecule: messenger RNA, 1902 nt
Organism: Penicillium coprophilum
Lineage: Eukaryota; Fungi; Ascomycota; Eurotiomycetes; Eurotiales; Aspergillaceae
Product: MDR family MFS transporter
Exons: 4
Coding region: 1-1902 (633 amino acids)
Biological process (GO): transmembrane transport
Molecular function (GO): transmembrane transporter activity
Source: RefSeq, a predicted model, not a curated record